AUGGUAAUUCCUAAGGUCAAGCUUAAAUCUCUCGGCGCCGGACCCGCUCUACUCCUUGUGGUGUUCCUCCUCAAUACCGUCCCAGUUCACGCCUUCUUCCGCCAUCUGUGCUUCGGUGAACUUGGAAAUGGACGCGUCGAUCCGAUCAUGUCUCCAGGUCAUCCAUCACAACACGUUCACGUCAGCUUUGGCGCAUCCAGCUUUGGGUUCGAUCCCACCAUUGACGAAUUGUUGACAUCAAACUGUACCAGCUGUUCCAUCACGCAGGAUCACUCAGUCUACUGGGCACCACGCAUGUACUUUCAGCACUCAAACGGCACUUUCGAGAUGAUUCCCACCUCUGGCGGAAUGACCGUGUACUACUUCACUGAGAGCGGGGAAGCCAACGUCUCGGCGACGGCGUUCCCUCAGAACUUCCGCAUGAUUGCUGGGAACUCGGUCAAACGUGCAUUCUAUGGUCCAGACCCCGAUCCUCCCAUGUCACUCUGGCAGCCGAGCGAUAUGACUCAGCAAUCUCUUAUGGAGAAAGCCCUUGGCUUCAACUGUCUACACUACAGCGACGGGGUCCCAAACGAAGGUUCGCUAGAGCACCAUGGACUUCGCAACAAGGGCUUUAUUGACUCUACAUGCGAGGAUGGAAUACGCGCGGAACUACUGUUCCCAUCAUGCUGGAAUGGCAAAGAUCUGGACAGUAGUAAUCACACCACACACGUCGCGUAUCCAAGUGAGGUCAAGUAUGGCACAUGCCCCGAAGGUUUCCCGGUGAAACUACCAAUUUUGUUCUACGAAACAAUUUACCAGACACCACUCUUUGCCGGCAUGGAUGGGCAAUUUGUGUUUUCGAACGGUGACCCCACUGGCUACGGCUACCACGGAGAUUUCAUCUGUGGAUGGGAUGAGGGAGUCUUGCAGGAUGCGAUCGACAAUACAAUCUGCACAAGUUUGAACAGCACGGGUCUCCAGGAAGAUUGCCCGAUAUUCUCACUGCAGGACAGAACAGUUGGUACGCAAUGCAAGAUGGAGGUUCCAGAGGCCCUCCAGGAUGAGCCGGUCAAUCUUGUUCAGCAAUUACCCGGUAACAUACAGGUUCAGGCAGGUCCUGAACCAGCGACCAUGCCAGAAGCCACAGCAGUAUCAGCUACUCCCUCGCCAACUGCAAACGCUACAGUGUUGAGUGUAUCACAGAACCCAACCUCGAGUUUGGCGGCUGCGACUGCGAUUGCGACGGCGGCGCCUCUUUCAGCCAACAUGAAUGUCACAACAACCCCAUCUCCAUCAGACACGGACCCUCAGAUCACGGUGACUUCAACCUACAUGAGUGGCAGUGUAGAAGUCCACAUGAUUCUGGUGGAGGAUAUCGUUACAGUGACUGUAUCCGAGGGUACAGCCCCAAUAGCGAGGGCACACAAGCGUCGCAUUCACAAGCACGGUCAUGGAAACGGACUGGUCCGGUACUGA
Molecule: messenger RNA, 1458 nt
Organism: Capronia epimyces CBS 606.96
Lineage: Eukaryota; Fungi; Ascomycota; Eurotiomycetes; Chaetothyriales; Herpotrichiellaceae
Exons: 3
Coding region: 1-1458 (485 amino acids)
Source: RefSeq, a predicted model, not a curated record